Molecule: messenger RNA, 1557 nt
Organism: Fusarium odoratissimum NRRL 54006
Lineage: Eukaryota; Fungi; Ascomycota; Sordariomycetes; Hypocreales; Nectriaceae
Exons: 4
Coding region: 1-1557 (518 amino acids)
Source: RefSeq, a predicted model, not a curated record
AUGUCGAAAACCAAGGACUCUACCGCUAUCCCCGAAGGACAGAUUGAAGACAUGAAAGAGGGCACUGCUUUCAGGGAGCAGCAGAAUCCUGUUCCCCGGAGCGUUGCUGGCUCCGUUAAUAAUGCCGGAGAUGUCUCAGACGACGCCGGCAAUAUUAUCGGCACGACCUUGCCAUUGGGACAGGACGAGCCAGACAAAGAAAAGCAAGAGGAACAACAGGAGGAAUAUGGCGAAUACACAACUCAGGAAGCUGAGAAGAAAUAUGGCCGCCUAGACCUUAACAACCCAAAGGAUACCGUUGAUCGCCUUGCUGGUGCUGUCAGCAGCACAGGCAAGCCCGCUGUUGGCGGCGUAACCAGCGCACUGGGUCUCGGAGGCAUGUCGGAUGAGACGCCCGAAGCUCCCAAGCAGGGCGAGGACGUCAUAGGCCAGAUGCUUGAGGCCAAGACCAAGGAUCAGAAGGAUAAUAGUAUCAGCUUCGAGGACUGCGAUAUGCCCACAGGCGACAAGGAGGUGGUCGAGACGGAGGGUAGGCUCAAAGAAGUCAUCUCUGAAGAGGUAAAGGACAAGAUCUCCAAAGUCGAAGAGAGGGUGGACGAGAAAGACGUACCAAGAGUGCCCGAGGACGCUAUUCAGGAUGAAGCCCCUAAGUCGGAGAUACCCGAGGGCAAGGCCCGCAGGCCUGAGGCUCCUGACGUGGAGGUAACUGAGGGAAAGUUUCCUGGUAAGGAAGCCGCUCGCGAGUUGGCUGGUGUUACCGUCGAGGCAGUCGGUCAAGCCCCCUUUGAGAGCCGACAAGUUGGUGCCGAAGGUGGCCUCAUGCAACUCAAGGGCAGCAAGGUCGAUGAGGGUGGAGCCAUCCUUGACCGUCGCGGGAACGUUAUCAAUAAGACCAAGGCCUGGGAUGCGCCUUAUCCCGGUGCCGAGCAGACUGCUGAAGAAAGGCUGCAACGUGAGCAGGCUGAGCAAGUGAAGGCGAAGAGGAAAGAGGAGACCAAGAAGGACAAGGAGCUAGCCAGCGCGCUAGCCUACAACAUUGAUCAGACCCAAGACAAAAUCCGACCCAUCUGCAAAAUGAUCAACAACGAGAUUAGCAUUGCCGAGGCCCAGCUCGGGAAGGAGUAUAGUGAGGAGCACCUCGUCAGGCAAGUCCGGCCUCUGAUUGAGCAGGGCGCCAAGAUUCUAAGCGAUGUCAAUGGUGUCAUCCAAGGUAUUAAUCCCGACAGCCGCCUCCAGAGGAACGCACAGCAGAAGGCGGCGAUCGCCGAGGCUACUUCUGAGGAGUAUCAUCUCGCCGAGUUGUUGAAGGAGGCGAGUAUCGAAGGUUCUUCUUCCCUUACUGGUAGUGUCACUACUACCAUCGAACGCGCCAGGCGCAAGCUCGAGAGCAUGCCUCAUGCCAAGAAGGAGCUCAACCCUCUCUGGGCUCUUCUCGCAGUACCUCUGUUCCAUAUCAUCGCUGCCAUUGAACUCUUGCUCGAUGGUAUGCUUGGCCUGGUUGGCAGAUUGCUGCACGGAGAUGUCAUUAACUCCUUGACCGGUAGAAAGAAGGAAUAA